Messenger RNA from Chinchilla lanigera (long-tailed chinchilla), 2500 nucleotides. It is a transcript of the gene Pln, whose product is annotated as phospholamban. NCBI's taxonomy places the organism in Eukaryota, Metazoa, Chordata, Mammalia, Rodentia, Chinchillidae. The record is from RefSeq and is a predicted model, not a curated record. Gene Ontology annotation, biological process: negative regulation of ATPase-coupled calcium transmembrane transporter activity; negative regulation of calcium ion import into sarcoplasmic reticulum; negative regulation of heart rate. Bases 231 to 389 code for a protein of 52 amino acids. The transcript is spliced from 2 exons. Gene Ontology annotation, molecular function: ATPase inhibitor activity. Gene Ontology annotation, cellular component: sarcoplasmic reticulum; membrane.
CAGGGUGACACCCUGAGACCUCCCUCAAACACUCUAUUCCUCCAGCUCCUGCAGCUGCUCCCAUAAGCCUGGAAACAGUCGGGAAACUCCCAGCUGACCACGCACUGCUUCACACAGCCGACCACUAGACUGUGAUCAUCACAGAGGGAAGGCUGUCUGAGGAGGAGCUUUCCGUCGGUGCCAGCCUUGCCACUCGACAGCCCGGAGCUCCAGCCCCGCCGGCCAGCGCCAUGGAGAAGGUGCAGUAUCUGACUCGCUCGGCCAUCAGGAGGGCCUCGACCAUCGAGAUGCCCCAGCAGGCGCGCCAGAACCUCCAGAACCUCUUCAUCAACUUCUGCCUCAUCCUCAUCUGCCUGCUGCUCAUCUGCAUCAUCGUGAUGUUGCUCUGAGCCUACCACUGCUCACCCCCGGCUCCAACUCCGGACUCCGAGCUGGUUCCGCGGAGGGGAGAGCCACUCGCGGCUACUCCUCCGCACACGGCUCCGCGAGCAGGCCCAGGUUAACGCGCUGUCCUGUCCAGGCACAGCCGUACCACGCUCCUGGAAACACUUCCAGCCUUUGCUUCCUAAUGAUCUCAGUGUACAGUGUGUAACACACCUGCCGACUGCUUCCAGUAGCCUGCUGCUUCCUCUCCUGAGUCCUUUCUGAGGAUGGGGUAGGAGUUUAAUUUUGAAACAGUGUGGCUACCAAGGUCACUAGCUGCACAGAGAGUCGGCCUCAUUCUUGGGCUAAAGUAUAAUUUAGAAUGCACUGUCAAAGUAUCUUUGAUAGUUACUACCUAGUGUUCAAGUCUUCCCCAAAGCAGUGGUGGCGAACCUAUGGCACGCGUGCCACAGCAGACUGCCUGUACCACUGAAAGCUUCGCCAUCACUGCACGAGAGGAGCGAGCCACUUCACACAGCGCUGAGUCCUUGCACCUGUAGAUACUGGCGGGAACCCUUGUCAGGACCUCGCUUCCAAACCACAAGUUAUAUGCUUUUCCUGUACCAAAUGAACACCUGAAGUUUAUGGAAGUCAAAUAAAGAAAGGAACAUAUUCUUAUAUAAAUAAAUUUCUGCUAAUUUUUUCAAAGAACACAAUUCUAGUACAUGUAAAUUAAACAUGAAAUUGACUAUUCUAAAACACUGUCAUCAGCAGAUAAGAACUGGUUACCAUAACUACCAAUACUAGUGUGGUUACCGUAACUACUAACACUAGCAGAAUACCGCCAAACCUUAAUUUAAGACUGUAGAGGAUUACUAACUUGUCAUACUAUAUCAAGAAACCUUAAGACUUACGAAUGAUUGUAUAGGUUAUUUUCUAUUCCAACCUCAGACCAAUGAGGGAGAAAAAGAGUAAAAGAUUUCCAAUGACAGAAAAAUACAUUACUUCAAGAAUUAAAGAAAUAAAAUUUAAAUUCUUUCCAAAUAUUCCUGUAUUACAUUUUAAAAUGACUUUUUGUCCUAUUACUUAUUACAGGACAUAGCUAUUUUCCUCAAUCUAUCAACUAGGCAGUACAUACUUACUUUGUAGGCCACCCUACUUAGCUAAUAAUAUAUCCAGCGAUGCUAACCUACAGUGACUUUCUUGAUGAAUAUAUUUUCAAUCUUCCCUCUGAUCAUUUUUGAGCAUCUUGCAACAAUAAAGCAACCGAAGUAAAAACUGGUGUUGUAAAUACACAGUCACCCAAAUUCCGAAACAAAGUUGAUUCAAGUUUAAAACAGUUUGCACCUUUCCUAUCACACAGCAGCCGCAGCUCCAGUCCAGGUCACACAGUCCCUCAGCAGUCUAAAGAACAGAGCGCACAGCCAGCCACGCUGGCCACACUGUGGGCAGGAGAACCAUCAGGCACAGCGCUAGCCUUGGUUCCCAACACGGGGCUGCUAACUGCGUUGCACAGGAGGUGCUCCUUGCACCUUUCCUCCGCCCCAGGUACCGGGCACAAAGGGAAGCUUUCUGACAGAGCCCUCACGGCAGCCAGGGGGCGAUGAGCCACAGACAGUACACUCGGCACACUGGCCUGCAGCUGCGCGAGAGACUAUCCCAGCUCCAGAAUCGGCUGUACUGACACGAACAGUAAGUGAACCACCAGAACUGAUAAGUCCUAUCCUUUCCUUACAACAUCAACUGAAACUAUCAACUGCGAAGUUAGUUUUUCCUAAGUAAAUGGAAAUAAUGAUUUGGUUUUCCAUACUGCCUUUGACACAAAUUGAAAUUGUAUAUACUGCAAGAAUUUAAGGGUACUGCAACUCAGAUUAAAAUGUACAAGAGCCUAUUUUUAAGUGGAACUUAUGUUUAUUGUGACGUAUAAAGAAGAAGCUAAAGGAAAAAAUAAUGUAUUUUAAAAUUUUACUAAAUGUUCAAAUACUUUCUCUACUAUGGAAUGAAUUCUAAUCUUAACUUACAGGGCAUUAUAAGGGAAUUCAAAUGUUUUAUGCUGCCUUUUACAGUUCAAAAAUGUGUAUUUGCUGAAUGCAAAUAAUCAGAAUCACCCAUAAUAAAAUGAGUGUUCCUGAACUCA